UCAUAAAUGCACAAGUUCAGUCCCGAGUUUACGCAUUUAUGGAGACCACAGUAUUUCUCGCGUCUCGUUCGAUUAAUUUUUUUUUCUUUUUUAUUAUAACAUCCACAUGAACUUUACAAUUUAUCCCGUUAGGCGUUUGAUAAAUUGUUUUCUUGUUACACGUUUUUGUACUAAUGUAGAAUCGCUUUGUUCGCCAGACUGGAAGGCUCAACAUGUACAAUUUAGGUGUCCAUCUGCGCGAAGUAUAUGGACAAUUAUUGGGGGAUAUUUUCACGACGGAAGUGAUGAAAAUGCAUACAACAGAGUAUCCACUGUCGAUGAUGUCCGCUCAAUUAGUGAAUGCAGGACUCUGGCCUCCAGCGGAAAGCCAAAUAUGGAACAGCGAUUUAAAUUGGCAGCCGAUACCCACAGAAUACGUAUCCAUCGAUAAAGACACUUUAUUACUCGGGACGCGGUGUCCAAAUUUUAUUUCUGAAAUGAAGAGAGUAUUGAGUACACCUGAAAUGCAACGUACAAUGUUGCAUUAUUUGCCUUUAUUCAAUUACGUAUCUAAACAUUCUGGAAUGGAAAUAAGAGAACCGUUUGAAGCAGCUCUUUUGUAUGCGAUUCUCGAGACGAAGGUAAAGCGUUUAUAGUAGCACAGUAUUAAAAA
This is a messenger RNA of Hylaeus anthracinus, 652 nucleotides long. Its product is annotated as venom acid phosphatase Acph-1-like. The transcript has 2 exons. The coding region runs from base 213 to 635 and encodes 140 amino acids. Lineage: Eukaryota; Metazoa; Arthropoda; Insecta; Hymenoptera; Colletidae. The record is from RefSeq and is a predicted model, not a curated record.